Molecule: messenger RNA, 7198 nt
Organism: Cygnus olor (mute swan)
Lineage: Eukaryota; Metazoa; Chordata; Aves; Anseriformes; Anatidae
Gene: ADGRF5
Product: adhesion G protein-coupled receptor F5
Exons: 22
Coding region: 587-4612 (1341 amino acids)
Biological process (GO): G protein-coupled receptor signaling pathway; cell surface receptor signaling pathway
Cellular component (GO): membrane
Molecular function (GO): G protein-coupled receptor activity
Source: RefSeq, a predicted model, not a curated record
ACAACAAACGGAGAAGGAAGAUCUGCCCUGCCCAUUUAGUGCUUUCGGGCUCGUGUUUUUCAGCUGCAACUCCACCCCACGCCAGUGGAGAAGGGAUCAGGUCCCACUGAUCGCAGGAAAGGGAGGUUGUGGGGUUUGCUGGGUGAGAUCACCACCAGCCACACGCUUCGCUGUCCUGCUCACUGAGAAUUUAUCACAGGCUAAUUUGCUGCAAAAAGAAAAGUAAAAACGGAAAAAAGAAAACAGCCAAACCAACCCACCAACCUGACAACCAACAGCACACACACGAGGUGUGUUUUGAGCUCUGGGAAAACAAAGGGCAGAGACCGGGGCGGGAGCUGACACUUGGAUGGGAAGCUUCCUGCCCAGCAGAAGAGGACAAGUGUGGAAAGGACUCGGACGGGACCAGCACUCCUCAUCCUGCAGGGGAAGUCUCACUGCAGAGGAAUCUCUCUAAGAACCUUCUUCAGUGAGAAACUCCAUCAAAUGCCUGCAGGAAACCCAGGUCAGUGACGUCAAGUAUAUUGCUGGGAUCAUCGCUGUCCUCUAUUCAUUCACAAGGCUGUACAGCAAAGUUGAUGACAAAAUGCCAUCCCUGCUUACUGCAGCUCUCCACUGCCUGUUUCUACUGGUCACAGCAUGUUGCCAUACAUCACAGGCCUCAAACUUUGACCCAAUCACCCAAUAUGUAAUUGAUGGUGAGCUGGGAGGGGAAAGCGUCCACUCAGAGCUGCAAAGGGAGAAGCCAAAUGUGCUGUUUUUCUACCAUCCGCCUCUGGAGUACACCGUUGACAUUGAAAUAAUUCUUAUGAAUCCAGAUUUCUUCUCGCUAGUCACACAGUAUUACAAAUGCCAUAAUCUUCAAAUUUCAACAAAUAUUUCAGGUCUAGAAAUGAGCAUUUCAAGCAUCAACAUUACCGCAGUUUGUCCGCCCAGUGGUGAGAACGUGAGCUGUUGUUAUUGUGAAGAUGGAGUGUACAAUGACUCGAAAGCCUGCCCUCCUGUCACCCUACCAUCCAAACAGUCCUGUGGCUAUAUCAAGGAUAUGCCCUUCUACAGGAUCCACUGUGAGCCUGAGCCUUACAUUGGAGACCCACAUCGUACGGGAGAGCCUGUUGAUAUUCAUAUGUCAGUCAUACUUGACGAAGUCUUUUCUGAAAAUCUCAGGAAUUCUUCUUCAGAAUUAUACAAAAAAUACAAAGAUGACUUUGAAAAAGCGUUUCUUCAGAGCUACGCAUGCUUAUCAGGCUUUCUAUCAGUAACAGUAACUGGUUUCAGGCCUGGAAGUGUCUCUGUGAACUACGAAGUAAAAGCAAGAGCAGUGACCUUCAGUGAGAUAGACAAUUCCAACAAACUUAUACCAAAAUUUCUAGAUCCAUUGUACCAUCUAAUACCCAGCUCCUUCACAACAGAAAUAACUAAUCAGACAAACUCCACUGUAAGUCCUGCGGACAUUUUUGAAGGGGAUACAGUAACACUGAUGUGUGAGAUAAAUGCAGAGUCUGGGAAUGCGAGCUGGUAUCACUUCAAUCAGACCAUCUCAGACAGCUCCCGGCAUUUGCUGGAGGCAGAAUUUACAACUGGAAUAUCAAGAUCAACUCUUAAGAUUACCAACAUUACAAUGGAGGAUUCUGGUUCCUAUACGUGUGUUUUCUCAAACGUCAGUGACCAUUACAAGCUGAUAUACAAAGACACACAAGACAUCACAGUAUCUUCACUAAGCAUCACUUCAUACUCAAACGACACAAAAAUUAGCUGCAAGAGUCCUGACAUUCAAGCAACAAGAACCUUGCUGUUCUGUUGUUUACACAUAUACUCAACAUCAAUUAGGAGUGACUGGAAGUUAAAUGGAACAAGCGUUGCUACAGGAGUCUCCACUGCCAAAAAUAACUGCACUGAAUAUGAGCUCAACAUCACUGAAUGCCUACCUGAGAAGUUGGGUACAGUGACGACAUAUACGUGUGAGUUCCUGAGUGGACAUGGUGCCAGGACCAGUCAAAACAUCAGAGUGACAUACUUACGAACAGACUAUGUAAGAAUAUCUUCGAGUGUAAACACAUCAGUUUCUGAGGGAAAGGGAUUCAGCCUAACGUGCGAAGGUGAUGUGAGCAAUUAUGACAGCAUUAUUUGGGAAAUCCAGUCUGGAGAUAAAAUACAAACAGUAGAAUGCGCUUCGUGCAUCAGAACCAACAAAUCCAUAGCCACAUCUGUGCUCUCAGUGAAUCUUGCCACUCAGGACUGGAAUGGCACCUACAUCUGCACUUUCUCCAAGAAGUCUUCGAACACUUCUGCCAAUGUGACUGUCAAUAUUAUUCCCUUGCCUCUGAAGCAGAACAUCUGGUUAGACCCCAUUAAAACAUCUAUGAACUGCAAAUUUCUACAACCCUUCAACUGCUGCAUAAGCGCUAACACCAUAGAAGAUUAUAAUGUUACAUUUGUGGUUCGAGAAAGAGCAUUUCAAACUGAAAAGAAAGAACAUGGAAAUUUCUUGUGCUACUCGUACAAACACAACGAAACAGAAUGCACAAAACAAGAAAAUCUAAAGGUAUAUUACAGGUUUGUUAACAGCAUGAAACAGGAGGUCAAGAGUGAAAACAUACAACUGAAGCUGAUACCUGAGGACAAAACUUCCUGCUCAGAAAACAAUGUUAUUGGAGAGGAAGAGGACACAUUAAUAAAGCCAUGCCCUUUGUUAAAUAAUACUUUUAUCCGAGGCAAUGAAAUUUACAAGUGCUACAAACAAUCAUGGAAGCUGGAAAGGAAUAACUGCGUGUCUGAACAAAUAAACAGCCUUCUGAUUAGAGCGGAGUCCUUGGUCAACAGUCCUGUGGCAAAAACAGACCUACCCAUCUUUCUUCAGCAACUCCUGAAUGAGACAGAACUCCAACAAAAUGUCAAUUCUUCUGCAAACCUAGCUGCAAUUGUUAACAUCCUGCAUAAUAUCUCUGCCAUCCCAGCAGAUGCAAGCAAGUCCAUUAUCAAGGCCUUCUUCUCUACAGUGGACAAUAUUGUUAAUGGUUCCAAAAUGGAACUUUGGGCAGACCUGAAUAAUGAGAACGCACCCAGCAGUUCUCUUUUACUGAAUUCAGUAGAAAGAUUUUCUGAGAAUCUCCAGCCAGUUAAUAAUACCUUUCCUAAUGUCAGCACUAAAACCCUUGAGCUACAAGGUAUGGUUGUCACAGAAAACAGGCACGCAUACUAUAAUAAGGAUUUCAACCAAGUAGGAAACCUCAAUGCUAAUGUGCUAAUUGAGAAAUCUGCGACUCUACCCCCAAAUUCAACCAUUGUCAGUGUGGCCUGCUCAGCAAUUGGACAGAUUUUGCCUAAGAAUCAUAGCACAUACGUGAAUAGCUUAGUGGUAAUAACAACUCUGAGCUGCAAGAGACCCCAGAAUUUCUAUAUUAAUAUGACCUUUCAAAAAGCAAACCCGUCUCUAACGAUGCCGAAAUGUGUCUUUUGGAACUUCAGCCUCAAUGAAAACAGAGGAAAGUGGGAUGAUUAUGGUUGCAUACUGACAGAGGAAAAAGGCAACAUCACUUGCUCCUGCAAUCACUUGACAUCAUUCUCCAUUUUGAUGUCACCUUUAAAACUGCCUGCCAAUCUUGUUGCAGAUUAUAUUACCCACAUUGGCCUGGCCAUUUCAAUCGUGAGUUUAGUGGUCUGCAUUAUAAUUGAAUCCUUAGUUUGGAAAAAUAUAACAAACAACACAACCUCCUACAUGCGCCAUGUCUGUAUACUCAACAUAGCUACGUCACUCCUAGUUGCUGACAUUUGGUUCAUUGUCAGUGCUUCCAUCAGGGAGCAAAACACACAGAAAGAAAGAGAGAUUUGUAUUGUGGCCACCUUCUUCAUCCAUCUAUUCUACCUGUGUGGCUUAUUCUGGAUGCUCAGCCUUGGCCUCAUUCUUUUCUACAGAUUGGUCUUCAUCUUCCAUAACACAAGUAAGACCAUCCAGAAAGUAGUGGCAUUCUGUCUGGGAUAUGGGUGCCCCUUUGUCUUUGCAGUUAUUACAAUUGCUGUCACACUGCCACAGAACAAUUACACCAGAAAGAAUCUCUGCUGGCUCAACUGGGAUGACAGCAAAGCUGUCUUAGCCUUUAUCAUACCUGCCCUGGCUAUUGUGGCCAUGAAUUUGUUCAUCACCGGAGUUGUUAUAAUAAAAAUACUGAGGCCAAACAUUGGGGACAAGACCAAUAAGCAGGAGAGAAAGAUUUUGUUUCAAAUCGGCAAAAGUCUGGCCAUCUUGACACCGCUGUUAGGCCUCACCUGGGGAUUUGGUAUUGCCACCAUCAUCAAAAACAGCCACGAAGCUUUCCACAUCCUCUUUGCUCUGCUCAAUGCUUUGCAGGGAUUUUUCAUUUUGGUGUUUGGGACUCUCUGGGACAAGAAGAUAACAGAAGCCCUGCUGAAGAGGAAUUCUCUGUCCAGAUGGAGUUCACAGCAAACAAAGUCAACCUCUCUGAUCUUGGUGACACCAAUGUUCUCUAUGGGCUACCCACUUUCAAGAACCUUCAACAACUUAUGUGGCAAAACAGGAAAAUACACAGUAUCUUCUUCAGAGCCAUCCAGCUCUUCUGAAAACACUUCCAAGUCAUAUUCUUUGCUUAACUGAGGCACUGCAAAUGCUAAACCAUUUAACUGUGAAAGGAACUCUGCCCUUUCCAAGACACACACAAAAAGCGUCUGUGAGUUGUCAAGCAGUGGAUUGCUUCCCAUUGACUAUACUGUGCCUUGGUGCAUUCUUCUGGAAUAAUCCUUUCCGGUUAACAUGUAAGGCAGGGAAGCUUUCUGAGGUGGAAUUUUACAGCGACUGCCAAUACCAGAAGAAAUGACAAGACGUUUGAAGCUUGGAAGGAUUAGAAGGCCUUCAAGUGCUGGUAAAGACAUUGAAGAAUCCUUGGCCUUGAAGAGGGUGCUUAGCACUGUGCAGUACUGAGCCAUGAAUCGCAGUGCUACACACAGCCGUUGUCCAGUGGUUUUUGCAUUUCUCCUACCAAAUCUCUUAAUGAUUCCAAAACCCUGUGUAGAUAAACAAGUACCCCAUAGCUUCUCAGCUACCCUCCUAUUACGGUCUGGAAAGCUAUCGGGUAUAAUGCUCUCUGAUUUCUAUUUAAGAUUUCCUGGAGCCAAAGAUUCAAAACUGAGAAGGCCUAUUUCAGAUCUUCACUUCUGACUCAUAAAAAAUGAAGACUGUGAUGAUUCCUGUGUGAUUUUCUUUCAGAUGGAAUGUGCUCGAAGCUCUAUGUGGCACUUUUUAAAGAAAAGAAAGCUUUAUAUCUGUAACUAUAAUUGUCUUUCCCUAGAUGUAAUGUGGUAAGAAAGAGAGGGUUGCUGCCCUCUGCCACAGAGGGUGAUGCAAUUAUUAAGUGUUAUGUAUGCAAGGAGUCUCUUUUAUAAAGUCUACUUUUGGGUCUCCUUCCAGAGGAGAAUCACACUUGGAGGGCUCAGAGCCAAUUCUGCAAUGAAUAUAAACCAGCAUGUGCCAUGUAGAAUGAAAGGUUUUAUAUAAAUUAUUGCUUUAAUACUACAUUUGUGGAAUCAGUUAUUUACAAGCCUGUACGCCUUUAAAGGCAGGAUUCUUAUUUCAAGUCGAGGACUAUAAAAUAGCCUGCAAAGUAUUUGUAGUACACACAAAUAUCACAAAACUUACUGUAAAAUACGACAGAGUCAUAAAGACAUAAAUGUGAGGCCUGUAUCAAGUAUGACAGUCAGGUGGUACAGCCCCAUAUGCCCUAUUUGGCUCAUGGGGAACCAGGCCCAGGUUUACUGGUGGUGAACUCAUUCCCAGGCCAUUGGAAUUGAUCAGGAUGGGAAACUUGUUGCCUACUGUUACAGACGUGUUAUGGGCUGGUACAGGCAGGUGGUGAGGAAUGAAGACAGCAAACAAGCAUCAGUCAAGUGUAUUACUUAUACCAAAAGCAGUUUUUCAUUUGAAGAUGUUAGUUAUUAACACUAAAACUAGAACGUAGUUAGAGACUAAAAGAUAUUUGAAAAUCCAGAAUCUCUUUGAAAUGUAUGGCCAAUGGAAACUUGAAAGUCAGACCUCUGCAUGUUUUUCCAAGCAAAAUUUGCCUUUGGACAGCCAUUCGAUCUAAGCCACUCUGGAAGUAGCUUGUACAGUGCUGAUCUGCUGCAGAAGCCAUCCCCUCUCAGUGAGUCAAUCAGCUUCUCAUAAAUUGCAAAAUACAAGUCCCUGUAGACAGUACAGUCCCACCACACCUUAUUUCUGCUGAUGUUUCACCCCUGAGAUUUCAUCACAUAUCCCAAAUUAGUCAAGCCUGGGUCUAGACUGUAUGUGAAUGAAAAAUCAGGAUGUGAUGCUGAGCUGUGUGGCAAUGAAAUGGCGUCUUUCAAAGGUAAGGUCCUUGCCAGUGUUACAAAAACCACAACAAUUUGUGAAAGAGAAAUGGCUAAAUUAUCUGUGCCAGUCUUAAAGACGAGGGGCCAAGGUUUCACUUGUAUCUAUGCGUGGAUCAAGGGAAAUGGGGAGGAAAUAAAGACUGGAAGUGAGUGCUGAAUGGAGGAAUAAAGGCAAACACACGGCAGCAAUCACACUAUCCCCCUCCUACCCACUCUCAGCAGCAAGAACCAGAUGUCUGGCAAGGACAAGGUGGGUUCACCAACAGCUUGCGCACCUCAGGAAUCUGGUAUUUUGGUCAGAUGGCUAUUUUUGGUCAGCCAGCCCCAUCCUUCAUCCUGACUCCCCUUUGUCCUGAUCAAAGCUCAACCCUCUCCGUACACACCCUCUUCUGAAGUGAGGGCUGCCAUGGCACUUGUUUUCUGAUAAUUGCCAUCACUCUUACCUCCUCCUGCUUAACCACAAGGCACUAAGAUAAAGUGCUCUGUAACAAAAACCUACCAGGGUCAUCUCAUCUCCAGAAUAUGGGAUCUCUCCCCUACCUUUUCUUGCAAUGGAUGAGGAACAGUCACCGCCUUGGCACCUUCCUCUGAUUUAUUCCAACUCAGGAAAAAUAGUAAAGGAUGGAAUUGUGACAUACAGGUUUCUGAGGAAUAGACCUGCCUACUCCCACAUUCUCUACUUAAGAGUUUUUGGACUGUGACAUUUGUUGAACAACUCUUAUGCCUCAAGCUCAGACUUCACCCUUCAUUCCUUAAAGACUUUAUGAACCUUCACAGAAUCACAGAAUGGUUACGGCUGAAAGAGACUGCUGAAGGUCAUCUGGUCCAACACGCUGCU